UCAAAGCGACACAUUGCACUGAUAGGUGGAAUUUCCUCCUCUCUUCCUGAGGGAUGCUGCAUCAUGCACAUGUUUUAUAUUUUAUUUAGGUCAUCUGGCGCGAAUAUUCUUGAUUUUAGCCAAUGACAGUAAUAUCAUCUGAACUGAAACGACCUCUUUUCACCAUACAUCCGAGGUUUGUUGGUUAAAUAUCAUUAGAGGAGGAUAAAUAAUGUGGUGAUUUGCCGGGGGUGUAGCAGCCGUGAUACAGCAUCUUUCUUUGCAAGUGACACAUCAUCAUCAGCAUCCAUAGUGAAAGAGAGAUCAGCUCAAUAGGAAACAAUGGCAGACAAAAGUGACAUAAAAGCUGAGCUAGAGCGCAAAAAGCAGCGCCUAGCUCAGAUCAGGGAGGAGAAGAAGAGGAAGGAGGAGGAAAGGAAAAAGAAAGAGACAGAGACGCAGCAGAAGGCUGAAGCUGCCCCAGUGGACUCCGACUUGGACCGGAAGCGCAGAGAGACUGAGGCCCUUCUACAGAGCAUCGGCAUCUCCCCAGAACCCCCACUAGUCCAUCCGCUGCAGCCUUUAAUGUUGGAUACGUGUUAUUUUCAUUAUUUAGUCCCGAACCCCAUGUCCCCAUCCAAAUCAGUGAGCCGACACAGCACCCCCAGUGAGACGGGAAGUCAGGACUCUGCCGAUGGGGCCACAGCCGGCAGGUAUAGGUCAGGGUUGUCUGGCGUUAGUAAGCAUCAGGCACAGGCUCAGAGCGACAGGACCCUGCAGUGGGACACUGACCCCUCUGUUCUGCAGCUGCAGGAUGACUCUGAGCUAGGGCGCAGGAUGCAUAGACUGGGGGCGUCUAAGAUCACACAGGUGGACUUCCUACCCAGAGAGGUGGUGUCGUAUUGCAAAGAGACUCAGACGCCCAUCACUGGCACUACCCAUCUGUCUGAGGAGGAGGAAGAAGAGGAUGAAGAAAUCACAGAGCUGAAGCCUGAUCCUGAAUCUGACCAGCAGGAGGAGGAGGACACCAAGGAGAUGAAAGAGGGCUACCCCUGCAGGGAGCUGACAGAGGAAGAGAAGCAGCAGAUCCUCAAAUCAGAGGAGUUCCUCAGUUUCUUUGACUGCAGCAUCAGAGUGAUGGAGAGAGCCCUGGCCCAGGACUCAGACAUAUUCUUUGACUACAGUGGACGAGACCUGGAUGACAAGGAGGGGGACUUACAAGGCGGAUCCAGUCUGGCCCUCAGUAGGCUAUUCUAUGACGAGCACUGGUCCAAACAUCGAGUCAUUACCUGUCUGGACUGGUCCCCUCAGUAUCCAGAGCUGUUGGUGGCGUCCUACAACAACAACGAGGAUGCUCCUCACGAGCCUGACGGUGUAGCUCUGGUCUGGAACAUGAAGUUUAACAAGAACACACCUGAGUAUGUCUUCCACUGCCAGUCUCCCGUGGUGUCAGUGGGCUUUGCUAGGUUCCAUCCUAACCUGGUGGUGGGGGGGACCUACUCUGGCCAGAUAGUCCUGUGGGACAACCGCAGCCACCGCAGAACUCCUGUACAGAGAACCCCCCUCUCAGCUGCAGCUCACACGCACCCGGUGUACUGUGUGAACGUGGUGGGAACACAGAACGCCAACAACCUGAUCACCGUGUCCACAGAUGGCAGGAUGUGCUCCUGGAGUCUUGACAUGCUCUCUCAGCCUCAGGAGAGCAUGGAGCUGGUGUACAACAAGUCUAAAGCGGUGGCUGUGACAGGCAUGGCGUUCCCCACUGGAGACGUCAAUAAUUAUGUGGUGGGGAGUGAGGAGGGAACCGUGUACACCGCAUCCAGACACGGCAGCAAGGCGGGGAUCUGUGAGAUGUUUGAGGGCCACCAGGGGCCAGUGACGGGCCUCAGCUGUCACAACGCUGUCGGCCCCGUAGACUUCUCCCAUCUCUUCGUCACCUCGUCGUUUGACUGGACUGUCAAACUGUGGAGCACCAAGCACAAUAAACCCCUCUACUCCUUUGAGGACAACGCUGACUACGUCUAUGAUGUCAUGUGGUCCCCUGUGCACCCAGCUCUGUUUGCCGCCGUGGACGGGAUGGGCCGUCUUGAUCUGUGGAACCUCAACAAUGACACAGAGGUCCCCACAGCCAGUGUGACCAUCGAGGGAGCCUCCGCCCUAAACAGGGUGCGCUGGGGGUCGGCGGGCAAGGAGGUUGCCGUGGGUGACUCAGAGGGCCGUUUGUGGAUCUACGACGCAGGAGAGCUGGCAGUGCCCCACAGUGAGGACUGGGCACGUUUCGCCUGUACCCUGAUGGAGAUCAAAGCCAACCGGGCCGACGGCGAGGAGGAAGGGCCUGUGGAACUGACGCCAUAGGAUUGAACGAAUCACUGCAGGAUCCAAUGGGAUCACCGAGCAUCGCCAAGCACACUGGGCGGGUCACUAGGCGAUCCAGCCCAUCAGAAGGCUUUGUUCUCACACCUUUAUGACAUGAUUUCACACACCUGUCAAAGCAGCAGCAUGUGUUUCUAGACCCCGCCCCCCGCCGUCUCUCUGUGACAGCUACGGGUCGUGUUCUCCUGUUCAGCCCUUGCUGACACAUGCCAGAUCUUACAACACUUGGAUAGGCAUUUUACCUAUCAGCUAACCACAUCAUAUGUUAUAGUAAUCUGGUGCCCGACUGCAGUCAAUGAAGUGGCAAGCAACCACUGGUUGAUGCAUGCAACGUCUGAGCAGGGGAACUCAACCACUAUUCCAGCAGUGUGUUCAGGCUACAACGUGCUUUCUCUCUACUGUAUUAACAUCACUGUUUUUGUGUUCAUUUAUGUUAAUAUAUGUUAGUCGUAUAAGCACCUCGGGCCUCUUUGUAAUUUACUAUAUGAAUUAUUUAUUGAUUCACUUACUGUAUGUGGUCAGUUGUCUUACAGUGCUCAGAACCUAAGCGAAUCCCAUAUCCAAUCAUAGGUCUUACUACAGCUGUGAAACUAGCAGUGAGAACAGUUCGACAGGGCCUAUAGGUCUCUAUGCUGUCACGUUAAAGAAGUCUCAUGUUCACAGUGCUUUUGUUGUGCUUUUCUCAGUAUCCAACCCCCUGCGUGCAUGCAACACAUUUAUAGGUUCUUACAGCUUCAUAGAUAUGUUCUAAUAUGUUGUGGAUGUCUGUAAGUGCUUUAUGUCAAUGUUAUAGGGCUCUAAUGUGAGGAUUAUUGCACUGUCCAUGGCUACAGGCCUAAAAAACCAAUUCUAGUUUAGCACUUUGUUUGAGUGUGUGCCCGCUGUUUAUCAUGAUAUAUCUGCCAAUAAAUCAUGGCUGAAGUACUGUUAA
Molecule: messenger RNA, 3283 nt
Organism: Oncorhynchus mykiss (rainbow trout)
Lineage: Eukaryota; Metazoa; Chordata; Actinopteri; Salmoniformes; Salmonidae
Source: RefSeq, a predicted model, not a curated record